Cyanidioschyzon merolae strain 10D is the source of this 2151-nucleotide messenger RNA. RefSeq names its product similar to ankyrin. Bases 1 to 2151 code for a protein of 716 amino acids. Gene Ontology annotation, cellular component: Golgi membrane. The transcript has a single exon. Gene Ontology annotation, molecular function: palmitoyltransferase activity; protein binding. The record is from RefSeq and is a predicted model, not a curated record. Lineage: Eukaryota; Rhodophyta; Bangiophyceae; Cyanidiales; Cyanidiaceae. Gene Ontology annotation, biological process: protein palmitoylation.
AUGCUAUCGUAUUGCCUAGAGCCAUAUUUGGACGAGUUAAGCCGUUCUGUACGCAGUGGCAAUGAACUCGCUGUCGUUUCGGUUAUCGAGCAGUUGCGACUGCAGGCGCGGGCGCUGCUUGCUCGAACACCAGCCUCGCUGGCGGUGAGCUCUGAAGCAGCGGUCGCUGCUGGGCCAGCGGUAGGUGCUGAGACCUGCUCCAGACCACCGCUUCUCGUUUCGUCAUCGAUUGAAAACACAAGUCUACUGGAACUGGUGAGCAAGCGUCCACUGUGGCUGCUACGCGAGCACCGUGAUCGAGACGGCCACACCGCGCUGCACUGGGCUGCGCUCGAGGGAAGGUGCCAGACCGCACAGCUCCUGCUCGACGCAGGCGCCGAGGUCGAUGCACGCUCCCGUGGAGACGACCAGCGGGGCCAGACGCCACUCAUGUGGGCGGCAGUUGGCGGACACGUUUCCGCUGCGCAGUUGCUGGUGGCUGCAGGCGCCGACCCGGUCGCCACGGACGCUCGGGGCUACGCACCCAUCGUGCACGCUACCCAGUACGGCUUCCUGGACCUGGUGCACUGGUUCGCUGCGAUCUACGAUGCAUCAAGAGCGGACUCCGAUGAGGAUUCGUCCAACGCUAGCGCGAUAGCAAACGCUGGCUCAGGACGUGGCGCGCUUUCCUGGAAACAGCGUUCGCUGGACGCCAUCCGAGACCGCGAGCAGCACACGCUGCUGCACUGGGCUGCGUACCGCGAACACCUCAACUUGGUGCAGUACCUGCUGGUGGUGCACGGGUCGGAUCCGAACGCAGUGGAUGCAAGUGGCAUGACUCCAUUACACAGAGCGCUGCAACGAAACAACUUUCGUAUCACGCGAGCACUCAUGCGGCGUGGUGCCUCGCCCGGAAUUCGCAGCCGCACCGGUGUACUGCCCCAUGAACUGGCUCGUGACCGUGGCCACGUGCGCCUUAGCGAAUACGUGGAAGCGUGGCUGCGUCUAGGCCAAGAGCCAGACCUCUUCUCAGCAGUCGCAGCGCGAGCACUCACUCGUGACCUGCACUCGGAGCAGGCGUCGAGCCGCUCUGGCUGGCAACGACGUGUGCUGGCGCUGGGGCAGCGCCUCGUGACGCUGGCUAGUGAGCGCGUUCCUGCGUUACGUCCCUGGCUCCAGGGUCUACGUGAAAUUGUGAUCUACGGACGCUAUGGGUUGUACCUGCACGGACUCGUUUAUUUCUACUACUAUCUAAUGAUCGCGUCGACGAGCGUCCUCUACAGAUGGUUAUGGCGCUACUACGGCGGGUUCCACUCGAGGAGCUUCUGGUUACUGAACCUCAUGCUGGUGGUGAACGCGCUCGCUUCGGUCUCGACCACGUAUAGGGAUCCGGGGUCGCUGGCCAGCAUCUCGCCACUGACGCUUGUCCGGGCGAUACCGCCUUCGGAGCGGAAAGCAGGUGCGGUCGAGCAGUUAGCCACGCUGGUGCAGACACUCUCGCCCGGCAGCGACGCGUACGCCCGGGCGCUGGUGCUGGGCAUGUUUGAUAUCCUUACAGAACCGAGGCUUAUUGAGCGCUACUUUUGCUUUUCGUGUUUGAACGUCCGACCGCCGCGGGCGAAGCACUGUAUUGUGCUGGAUCAGUGCAUCGCUCGCUACGAUCACUACUGUCCAUGGAUGAAUAAUACCAUUGGGGCGUCGAACCAUCGAGCGUUUCUGGUGUGGCUCUGGUCGCUGCUAUGGCUUGAGACUUCUUACACGUCCUUGUUGGUCCGUGCUGUGUUUUUCGAUCCGGCCUAUGCGUGGAGCGUGUACCAAUUGGGGUUUGGCGGGCUUGUGCGGACAAUGCCGCAGACGCUGCUCCUGCUGGUGUGUCAUGUGGUGUUCCCUUUGCUGGUGUUUCCGCUGGCUGCGCAACAGGUUUACUUCUACUUUUGUGCCGACCUCACAACCAAUGAGAGUGUGAACUACGAGCGUUACUCUUAUCUGACGGAUGCGCAGAUUCGAGCAGCCGUACUCUCCCAGUGUGGAUGGUGGACCCGCCACGGACUCUGUGGCUGCGUCUCCACCCUUAAUCGUCUCGUUUCACGAUGCCAUGGACGUGCCGCGGCCCUGCUCCGUCGUAAAGUGAAGCGAGACGAGACCGCAGCAGACUCUGCGCUGCCGGUGUGA